This is a messenger RNA of Aptenodytes forsteri (emperor penguin), 1804 nucleotides long. It is a transcript of the gene CPNE2, whose product is annotated as copine 2. The transcript is spliced from 16 exons. Gene Ontology annotation, biological process: cellular response to calcium ion. Lineage: Eukaryota; Metazoa; Chordata; Aves; Sphenisciformes; Spheniscidae. Gene Ontology annotation, molecular function: calcium-dependent phospholipid binding. The record is from RefSeq and is a predicted model, not a curated record. The coding region runs from base 80 to 1714 and encodes 544 amino acids. Gene Ontology annotation, cellular component: plasma membrane.
CUCCGGAGCACUCGGCUCUGCUGCUCUUCAGGGCUUGUGAUUUCUUGCUGACUGCCUGGAGCUGCUGCCGCUGGAGUCCAUGGCGUACACCGUGACUCCCACGCCGGCGGGGCCUGUUGGCUCCCAGUACUGUGUCUGCAAAGUCGAGUUGUCCGUCUGCGGCCAAAACCUUCUGGACAGGGAUGUCACUUCCAAAUCUGACCCCUUCUGCGUCCUCUUCAUGGAAGUCAACGGGAAGUGGGUGGAGCUCGACAGGACAGAGACAGCCGUGAACAACCUCAACCCAGCUUUCGCCAAGAAGUUCAUUGUUGACUACCACUUUGAAGAAGUGCAGAAGCUCAAGUUUGCCCUGUUUGACCAGGACAAGUCGAGCAUGCAGCUGUAUGAGCAUGACUUCCUGGGCGAAUUCUCCUGCACGCUGGGCACGAUCGUCUCCAGCAAGAAAAUAACAAGGACUCUCCUUUUGGGGAAUGGCAAGCCGGCUGGGAAAGGGAUGAUAACGAUAGCUGCCCAAGAGCUCUCGGACAACAGGGUGAUUACUCUGAGCAUGGCCGGCAGAAAACUGGAUAAAAAGGACCUGUUUGGAAAGUCAGACCCCUUCUUGGAGUUUUAUAAACCAGGUGACGAUGGGAAAUGGAUGCUGGUCCACAGAACAGAGGUGAUCAAGUACACACUGGACCCCGUCUGGAAGCCGUUCACUGUGCCUCUGGUGUCACUGUGCGAUGGAGAUGUAGAGAAGCUGAUAAAGGUGAUGUGUUACGACUACGACAGUGAUGGGGGACACGACUUCAUUGGGGAGUUUCAGACCUCGGUGGCCAGGAUGUGCGAAGCCCAAGAUGCCUUUCCGCUUGAGCUAGAGUGCAUUAACCCCAAAAAGCAGAAGAAGAAAAAGAAUUACAAGAACUCUGGGAUCAUCAUUGUCAAGUCCUGCAAAAUAACCAGAGAUUUCUCCUUCCUGGACUACAUCCUGGGAGGCUGCCAGCUGAUGUUUACCGUUGGGAUUGACUUCACAGCCUCCAACGGGAACCCGCGAGACCCCUCCUCUUUGCACUAUAUCAACCCCAUGGGGACAAACGAGUACUUGUCGGCUAUCUGGGCCGUCGGCCAGAUCAUCCAGGACUAUGACUCAGACAAGAUGUUUCCUGCUCUGGGAUUCGGCGCCCAGCUCCCGCCGGACUGGAAGGUAUCCCAUGAGUUCGCCAUUAACUUCAAUCCCACGAACCCGUUCUGUUCAGGUGUGGAGGGCAUUGUCCAAGCGUACUCGGCCUGCCUGCCCCACAUCCGCUUCUACGGACCCACCAACUUCUCCCCCAUCGUCAACCACGUGGCCCGCUUCGCAGCUCAGGCCACCCAACAGGAGGCUGCAUCCCAAUACUUCAUCCUCCUCAUCAUCACGGACGGGGUGAUCAGCGACAUGGACGAGACGAGACACGCCGUGGUGCAGGCGUCCAAGCUGCCCAUGUCCAUCAUCAUCGUGGGGGUGGGCAACGCCGACUUUGCCGCCAUGGAGUUCCUGGACGGGGACAGCCGGGUGCUGCGCUCCCACACCGGCGAGGAGGCCGUGCGCGACAUCGUCCAGUUCGUGCCCUUCCGGGAUUUCCGCAACGCCCCCAAGGAGACCCUGGCCAAAGCCGUUCUGGCAGAGCUGCCCCAGCAAGUCGUGCAGUACUUCAAGCACCAAAACCUGCCGCCCAUCAACUCGGAGCCCGCGUAGAGCUGUGCCAGGCUGCGCCCUCUGCAUGUUGCCGAAGCCUGUUGGUCCUACCGAAAGCGCAUGUUCCACAUGCUUUUAAGAGAAGAGUAC